Messenger RNA from Hirsutella rhossiliensis, 675 nucleotides. Its product is annotated as glycosyl hydrolases family 11 domain-containing protein. Gene Ontology annotation, molecular function: hydrolase activity, hydrolyzing O-glycosyl compounds. The record is from RefSeq and is a predicted model, not a curated record. NCBI's taxonomy places the organism in Eukaryota, Fungi, Ascomycota, Sordariomycetes, Hypocreales, Ophiocordycipitaceae. Gene Ontology annotation, biological process: xylan catabolic process. The coding region runs from base 1 to 675 and encodes 224 amino acids. The transcript is spliced from 2 exons.
AUGGUUGCCCUAAAAUACCCUACUCUUGCCCUUUCAGCGGCGGCCGCGUCUCUCGCAGCUCCGACUGAGCGCAUCGAGCGCAGCUCUGAGCCCAACUUCGAGCUCGACGUGACCCUGGAUCUCGUUAAGCGUCAGAACUAUACCCAGGACUAUGUUACCAGUGGCACCGUCAACUAUAGUCCGUCGAGCAACGGGUACUCGGUCACCUACUCCGGCGCCGGAGACUUUGUCGUCGGCAAGGGCUGGAGCACUGGCAGCACUAGCAGAGCUAUAACCUUCUCUGGAUCCACGUCUGCCACCGCCGGCACCAAUCUCGUUUCCCUCUACGGCUGGAGCACAAACCCGCUCGUGGAGUACUACGUCCAAGAAUGCUACACCGGCGGCUCCGCCGGCCAGGGCACUGUCAAGGGCACCCUCACUAGCGACGGCUCGACGUACACCGUCUACGAGCACCAGCAGGUCAACCAGCCAUCCAUCCAGGGCACGACGACCUUCAGCCAGUACAUCUCCGUGCGCUCGAGCCAGCGGUGUUCCGGCGGCACCAUCACCUUCGCCAACCACGUCAAACAGUGGGCCUCGUACGGCAUGAACUUGGGCACGAUGAACUACCAGACCAUCUCUACCGAGGGCUGGGGUGGCGCUUCAGGAUCGAGCAACUACACUGUCUCCGGCUGA